CUUGACAAUGUUAACAGAAAAUGAUGAAGACUCGAAAUCGCUAUUAAAAUAUAACCGUGUCGUGGUUCGUGAGAUCCUAAUAAAGGAAAAUCCAGAUAGAAAACCUUGGCAAAAACAAGUCAUGUACUAAUGUACAUGAAGAGUAAGCCAAUUAUGACUUUGGAUUGAGGAAUGUGGUGGUGGGGAAGAAGAGAAAAGGGAAGACAUUGAUUUCUAUUCCUUCCAUUCCCAUUCCCCUUCUCAUCUUGCUUUGCUGCCCCUCUAAGCCAAGCAAACUUUAACCUAAUAGGCAAACAGAAGAACUUUUUGUUAUCUUAACAAAGUUUUCAUCUUUUAACCUUUUUACAAUCAAUAGAAAGAUUACCAUAUAAGAUGCACACUUCAUAUGAUCUUUAUAUGUAAACAUUUCUAGUCUAUAAAUUGAUCAUCACUUAAAAAGGGUGUAUAAAAGAAUUACCCAAUAUCAAUCUAUCAUCUCUAUAGAGUGACCACUAUGGCUGAAUUUGCACUGCAAGUUACCACAAAGGGCACUAAUUAACAGGUUGAUAAUGAACCAUGAUUGACCCACCUAAAUCAUACUUACAAACUCAAGUUGACCAUACUUAAUCAAAACACUGAGCAACAUAACUCUGACUAUCAUAACCGUCGAUUCUAUCACAGUGACAACUGACAUGUGGUUGAGAUAAGUCACAUGUUUGGUACCUGUGAAAACACGUAAGUCCGAGGGCUUCCAGUAAAGAAGAAAUGAAGGAAAAAAUAUUGUAAAGUACGUGUAUGGUAGGUCUGUAAAAGAGAAUGAUCGAUGUUCAUUACUAUGAUCCACGGGAACCAUAUGCAUUUCUUUGAUGCAUUUUGCAAAAUAACGAUGAUGUUAUUUGCCCUUUGGAACAUAGAAUUAAAAACAGGGGAGGAGAGCUAUCAAUUUUAGAGCCAAGUGUGGCAUAAUAUGUCAUAAUAGUCACAUUUAUGAAUUUGUUCCUCUCAUUUUCAGUCAUUACUUCUCCUUUCUUUCAUUUUGAGAGAAAAAGAAAGGUAUGAGGCAGAGAUUUGUAAAGUAGUUCACAUUUCCAAUGAAAAAUACAAAUUUUCCCGUAAGAACAAAGUUUGAACCACUUUCCACUAAUAUGAUUAGGAAGAGUUUAUGUUCACAACCAAACAACCUAAAACUCAAACCAAAUGUACAAAAAGAUGGAGGAUCUAUAGGAGGUUUGAGUUUUUGUAAUUUGAGAUAAGAGGAUCCAAUCAAAAAACCAGUUUGUUGUGACAAAAAAAAAAAAAAAGAUAACAAAGCAGGUGGAUUUGAGAGUCUUGUUCAUAAAAUGUGUCCAAGUGUGGCAUUCCCAGUCAAUCAUCAGAGAAAAUCGAUUGGACAAUGCAUUGUGGAUGACGAGUCGAUGCAACUCUGGAAGAGCAAAAGGAAAGACCUCCACUCCCGCUAUGGCCAUUUGAUCAACGAAGAACGAGCUUAUAAUUUUGUGGAUGUGAAACCAACCAAUCCAUGAAUCAUCCCGACUCCAACAUCUAAUCGAUUAUUUUUUUUUUCUUUCAAAAUCCACCGAAACACAAUUCACGAGCCCAAAGAACUCCAGUAACAAACCAAUAUCCGAGCAUUGAAAUGCAAAAAAAAUAAAAAUAAAAUCCAGGUAAUAAAACACAUCCAAUCAUUAAUUUUAUAGUGCCUUGUUUUAUACUUACUCCCCCCCUAUAAAUUGCCACUACAUCAAAAAACCCUUACCCCAAAACUCAAGAAAACUAACCACUCCCUACUUCUUCUUCUUCCAACCAAAACAAUGGCACCACAUUCUGCAACCUCCAUCCUCACCUUCCUCUUCAUCCUCACCAUCUUCUCAUCACCAUCACCAACCUUCAUCACCUCAGCCAGAGCACAAGCCAGGCCGCCCCACGGCCUCGUCUACUCGGGCCCCGUCGCCUUCUCCCCAUCCGCAGUCCAGUUCUUCCACCCAAACAACCAACUCCCUCACCCUGAGGCUGCUCAGGUCACCGCCGCCGCCGCCGCGAAAUCCACCACCACCACCACCACCACUCCCUCGAGGUCCGGCGGGAGGAGUGGAUUGGGUGCAGGGGAGAUUGCAGGGGUUGUGUUUGGUGCUGCAUUUGCUGUGUUCAUCGCCAUGGGAGCUUACUAUGUGGUGAAGGCUCGCAGGGCCAAUUUGGGCAAGGCCAGCAACAACUCUGUUCAGUCACAUGUUUAAGUGGGGAUUAGUCAAAGACCAAUGGUGUAAUCAAUUCAAUUAGUGUUUUUUUUUUUGUUGUUAUUAGGGGAGUGGGAUUAGACUUUGGUGACCACAAUGUUGUAAUCAUGAUCUUACCUACUGUUUUUGUAAUUGUGUUGAUGUGAUUUCAUGUUCUGUUGCUUGGAUUAAAGUUUUUAAUUGUUUGGAGAUUAGUGUAUGGUUUUUUGAUCAAUGGCUGUGGAUUGGAAUCUCUUGAGCAAAUUGUCAAUUCCUCGGGGAGGACUUGAAGGCACAAAACACGGUCACCCUUAAACCCUAACUCAAGGCAACUUGUUUAAUUUACAACUUGGACCCACUACUAGGUUUAAACUGACGUGAUUGGUUCGUCGGGUCGAGAACCGGCGAAACCAAUUCUAUAAUCCGUCGGAAGUAAUGAAAGAAGAAAUGGGAAACCAUAGUUAUAAAAGAAAAAGGCCAUUCGAUUAGAUUUCAGCGUGCUUCCGUUCCUUAUUUUGACGACGAAUCACAAGCCGCAAGCCAAGCAAAAUCGGGAAUAUGAAAAAUGACGGACAGACGCGAUUCGUUUUAGUUCAAUCCGAUUCAAAUGUUAAUUAAUUCAACAAAAUAGUCGCAUUCUUGGACAUCUUCUGAUAGAAAAUAUGACACACAAAAGACCACCUUAACGUAUAUUUAGAUUGGACCAUCCCAAAAAGAUGAUAGUUUGUCUCAUAUCUAUGGCCGAAAUCGUUACGGUGAAUCUGAGUGAAAACCGAAUACACACCCUUCUUCUUCGUAAGAGAAAACUACUGCGUGAUUGCUUCCACCACUGUAAACCAUGAGUGAUUAUCUAACCCCACACAAUGUAAAACACGGCUUCAAAAUUUCCCGUUGCAUGAAGAAAUAGCCAAAGAAACGUGGAGCAGAGGAAGUAGUCAGGGGUGUUUCUAAACUUUGGAAUAUAGCCUCGUCGGCCUCGGCUCCAAAUCUUUUUUAGCUUCACGACAGAGCCCUUCCUUCUUCUUAUCUUCUUCCACCAACGGUUAUGGGCUGUAAGUCUGUAACAUACUACCCAAAAACAGCAUUGUCCCUCAUUUUCUGCAACUUUCCUUUUCAAUCACGGGAUUUACAGUGACGCACACAUCAACAUCACCAAUCUCUGCCCCCUUACACAGUGUAACAAGCAAGCAAGUUAAAAGUCUUUUGAGUGGGUACAGAAUCCACACUCAAAAGGAAACAGGAGGGUUUUCAGAAGACAAUUGCAGAUUUGCAGGCAUGUUAUCAUAAGAGUUGGAGAAAUAAUGUAUAGGAUACAAG
Messenger RNA from Linum trigynum, 3509 nucleotides. Lineage: Eukaryota; Viridiplantae; Streptophyta; Magnoliopsida; Malpighiales; Linaceae. The record is from the annotation of a GenBank genome assembly.